This is a messenger RNA of Telopea speciosissima, 384 nucleotides long. RefSeq names its product S-protein homolog 24-like. NCBI's taxonomy places the organism in Eukaryota, Viridiplantae, Streptophyta, Magnoliopsida, Proteales, Proteaceae. The transcript has a single exon. The coding region runs from base 1 to 384 and encodes 127 amino acids. The record is from RefSeq and is a predicted model, not a curated record.
AUGACUGUUUUGGUUGAUCAGUCUUCUUCUAAAGCUGCUACGGAUCUCUUCGAUGAUUCGUUAUUCACUGCAUCUAUCACCAAUGAACUCGGCAAUGACUUAAAUCUGAAUAUUCAUUGCCAAUCCAAUGAUACUGAUUUGGGUAAGCAUCUGCUUCCAUUUGACAAGGUGUACAGUUGGAAUUUUAAAGUUAAAGACCAGACAAGAGUCUUCAACUACGAUGUAGAAUGGGGAAAUAAUGUCCAUGCUCAUUUUGAUGCGUUUGUGUUUUCAAGAGAUGAUUUUGCAGUUUCUUAUGGUACUCGCGCUUGGUGGGCGAAGGUUGAUGGCUUGUAUUCUGACACCCCUGACGGCCUUAAGUUAUUUUACAAGUGGUCCACCUAG